Molecule: messenger RNA, 4735 nt
Organism: Solanum pennellii
Lineage: Eukaryota; Viridiplantae; Streptophyta; Magnoliopsida; Solanales; Solanaceae
Product: putative disease resistance RPP13-like protein 1
Biological process (GO): defense response to other organism
Molecular function (GO): ADP binding; protein binding
Source: RefSeq, a predicted model, not a curated record
AAGUAAUUGAAUAAUUGCCUCAAUUAUUCAAUCAGUCUUUGUUUAUUCAAGUCUAUACUUUUUGAAAAGAGAAAAGAGGACUGUUUUGCUUCAUGAAAAAUAGUUGUACUAAUUUCAAGCAAUCACUGAUCAUUCUUGUUUGCAAAUUACUCUCAACAUUCAACAGAUUUGAGAAAUGGAGAUUGGGUUAGCAGUUGGUGGUGUAUUUCUCUCCUCAGCUUUGAAUGUUCUGUUUGAUAGGCUUGCUCCUCACGGUGAUCUGCUCAACAUGUUUCGUAAGCAUAAGGAUCAUGUUAAGCUCUUAAAGAAGCUGAAAAUGACUUUGCGUGGUCUUCAGAUUGUGCUAAGUGAUGCAGAGAAUAAGCAAGCAUCAAAUCCAUCUGUGAGCGACUGGCUUAAUGAGCUUCGAGAUACUGUUGACUCUGCUGAAAAUUUAAUAGAAGAAGUCAAUUAUGAAGCUUUGAGGCUUAAGGUGGAAGGGCAGCAUCAAAAUCUUGCAGAAACAAGCAACAAACAAGUAAGUGACCUCAACCUGUGCUUGAGUGAUGAUUUCUUUCGUAACAUAAAGGAUAAGUUGGAAGAAACCAUUGAAACGUUGGAGGUGUUGGAAAAGCAAAUUGGUCGCCUUGGCUUAAAGGAGCAUUUUAUUUCGACAAAACAAGAAACUAAAACACCUUCAACUUCUUUGGUUGAUGAUUCUGGUAUCUUUGGAAGGCAGAACGAAAUAGAGAAUUUAAUUGGCCGUUUGUUGUCGAUGGAUACAAAGGGAAAAAAUCUGGAUGUAGUUCCUAUUGUUGGAAUGGGCGGCCUGGGUAAGACAACACUUGCUAAAGCCGUUUACAAUGAUGAGAGAGUGAAGAAACAAUUUAGUUUGACAGCUUGGUUUUGUGUUUCUGAGGUAUAUGAUGCUUUCAGAAUAACGAAAGGGUUACUUCAAGAAAUUGGCUCAACCGACUUAAAGGUUGAUGACAAUCUUAACCAGCUACAAGUCAAAUUGAAGGAAAGCUUAAAGGGAAAGAAAUUUCUUAUUGUUCUGGAUGAUGUGUGGAAUGACAACUACAAUAAGUGGGAUGACUUGAGAAAUAUUUUUGUACAAGGAGAUAUAGGAAGUAAGAUCAUUGUGACGACACGUAAAGAGAGUGUUGCCUUGAUGAUGGGAAAUGAGCAAAUUAGCAUGGACAAUUUGUCUACUGAAGCCUCUUGGUCCCUAUUCAAAAGAAAUGCAUUUGAAAACAUGGAUCCUAUGGAACAUCCGGAACUUGAAGAGGUUGGAAAACAAAUUGCAGCUAAGUGCAAAGGACUGCCCUUAGCUCUGAAGACGCUCGCUGGCAUGUUACGCUCCAAAUCAGAGGUUGAAGAGUGGAAAUGUAUUCUGAGAAGUGAAAUAUGGGAGCUGCGAGACAAUGACAUAUUACCAGCGUUAAUGUUGAGCUACAAUGAUCUUCCCGCACAUUUAAAGCGCUGCUUUUCUUUUUGUGCAAUAUUUCCUAAAGAUUAUCCAUUUAGGAAAGAACAAGUUAUUCAUCUGUGGAUUGCCAAUGGUCUUGUACCUGUGGAAGAUGAAAUAAUUCAAGAUUUAGGCAACCAAUACUUUCUCGAGUUGAGAUCAAGAUCAUUAUUAGAAAGUGUCCCGAAUCCUUCUAAAGGGGACAUAGAGAAAUUCUUAAUGAAUGACCUUGUCAAUGAUUUGGCACAAAUUGUAUCUUCAAAUCUUUGUAUAAGGUUGGAAGAGAACAAAGGAUCACAUAUGUUGGAACAAUGUCGGCACUUAUCUUAUUCUAUAGGAGGAGAUGGUGAGUUUGAGAAAUUGACACUCUACAAAUUGGAGCAGCUGAGGACAUUGCUUCCGAUAUGUAUUGUUGUCGAUUAUUGUUAUCACCCUCUAAGCAAGAGGGUGUUGCAUAACAUACUGCCUACACUAAGAUCCUUGAGGGUGCUAUCAUUGUCUCAUUAUUACACGAUUGUUGAGUUGCCAAAUGAAUUGUUUAUCAAAUUAAAGCUCCUCAGAUUUUUGGACCUUUCUCAGACAAUGAUAAAAAGGUUGCCAGAUUCCGUUUGUGGAUUGUAUAACUUGGAGACACUUCUCCUGUCAUCUUGUAAUAGACUUGAGGAGCUACCGCUGCAGAUGGAGAAGUUGAUUAACUUGCGUCAUCUUGACAUAAGCAACACUCUUAGCUUGAAGAUGCCACUACAUCUGAGCAGGUUGAAAAGCCUCCAAGUGUUGGUGGGAGCCAAGUUUCUUGUAGGUGGUUGGAGAAUGGAAUAUUUGGGUGAAGCACAAAACUUAUAUGGAUCUCUAUCAGUUGUGAAGUUGGAAAAUGUGGUUGAUAGAAGGGAAGCUGUGAAGGCAAAGAUGAGGGAGAAGAAUCAUGUUGACAAGUUAUCUUUGGAGUGGAGUGAAAGCAUUAGUGCUGACAAUUCACAAACAGAAAGAGACAUACUUGAUGAGCUACGCCCACAUAAAAACAUUAAAGAAGUCGAAAUCAGUGGAUACAGAGGGACAAACUUCCCCAAUUGGGUAGUUGAUCCUUUGUUUGUUAAGCUAGUGAAAUUGUCUCUUAGAAACUGCAAGAACUGUUAUUCGUUGCCAGCACUAGGACAACUCCCUUGUUUGAAAUUCCUUUCCGUUAAAGGGAUGCAUGGAAUAACAGAGGCGAUGGAAGAAUUCUAUGGCAGAUUGUCCUCCAAAAAGCCUUUUAACUGUCUUGAGAAGCUUGAAUUUGAAGAUAUGACGGGGUGGAAGCAAUGGCACGCACUAGGAAUUGGAGAGUUCCCUACACUUGAGAACCUUUCCAUUAAAAAUUGCCCUGAGCUCAGUUUGGAGAUACCCAUCCAAUUUUCAAGUUUAAAAAGGUUAGAAGUUUUUGGUUGUCCAGUUGUUUUUGAUGAUGCUCAACUGUUUAGAUCCCAACUUGAAGCAAUGAAGCAGAUUGAAGCAUUAUAUAUACGUGAUUGUAACUCUAUUACCUCCUUUCCUUUUAGCAUACUGCCAACUACCUUGAAGAGAAUAGAGAUAUCUGGUUGCCCAAAAUUGAAAUUGGAGGCGCCAGUUGGUGAGAUGUUUGUGGAGUAUUUGACACGUAAAUUGAGUAUUAUGUGUUCCCACAACUUUACUAGGUUGUUGAUUCCUACUGCCACUGAAUCUCUCACUAUUUGGAAAUGUGAGAAUGUUGAAAAACUAUCGGUGGCAUGUGGAGGAGCGGCCCAGAUGACGUUACUGGAUAUUUUGGAGUGUAAGAAGCUCAAGUGUCUGCCAGAACGUAUGCAGGAACUCCUUCCAUCUCUCAAGGAACUGUAUCUUUCUUAUUGUCCAGAAAUAGAAGGAGAAUUGCCCUUCAAUUUACAAAAACUCCGUAUCAGUGAUUGCAAGAAACUGAUGAAUGGCCGAAAGGAGUGGCAUUUACAGAGACUCACAGAGUUAGUGAUCCAUCAUGAUGGGAGUGACGAAGAUAUUGAACAUUGGGAGUUGCCUUGUUCUAUUCAGAGACUUACCAUAAAGAAUUUGAAUACAUUAAGCAACCAACAUCUCAAAAGCCUCACCUCUCUUCAAUAUCUAGCUAUUGAUGGUAAUUUAUCUCAGAUUCAGUCACAAGGCCAACUUUCCUCCUUUUCUCACCUCACUUCGCUUCAAACUCUACAAAUCAGGAAUUUCCGUAAUCUCCAAUCACUUGUUGAAUCAGCACUGCCCUCCUCCCUCUCUCACCUGACCAUCUACCAUUGCCCUAAUCUCCAAUCACUACCUGAAUCAGCACUGCCCUCCUCCCUCUCUCACCUGACCAUCUCCCGUUGCCGGAAUCUCCAAUCACUACCUGAAUCAGCACUGCCCUCCUCCCUCUCUCACCUGACCAUCUCCGAUUGCCGGAAUCUCCAAUUACUACCUGAAUCAGCACUGCCCUCCUCCCUCUCUCACCUGAACAUCUCCCAUUGUCCUAAUCUCCAAUCACUACCUGAGUCAGCACUUCCCUCCUUCCUCUCUCAUCUGACCAUUUCCUAUUGCUGGAAUCUCCAAUCACUACCUGAAUCAGCACUGCCCUCCUCCCUGUCUCACCUGACCAUCUUACAUUGUCCUAAUCUCCAAUCACUACCUGAAUCAGCACUGCCGUCCUCCCUCUCUCACCUGAUCAUAGAGGAUUGCCCUAAUCUCCGAUCACUUUCAAAAUCAGCACUACCCUCCUCUCUCUCUCACCUGGACAUAGAUGAUUGCCCUAAGCUCCAAUCGCUUUCAGAAUCAGCACUGCCCUCCUCCCUCUCUAAGUUUUCUAUUUCCAAAUGUCCAUUGCUCAAACCACUACUAGAAUUUAACAAGGGGGAAUACUGGACAAAUAUUGCUCAUAUCUCCACCAUAAAGAUUAAUUUGAAAUGCAUGUAAUGAUUAAAGUGAAUGGCUCCCCAACUGAUAUGUGGGUUUUGAAGAGCGAGUACGACAAGUCUGGUACAUCAAUUGUCCGUAGGAAGUGUUUCUAAGUGAAUUUUCAGGUCAGUUGUUAUAGGCAAGUCAUUGAGAUGCGACUAUCAAAGAAGGGCGAUUACAAUCAGUGUACCGCUGAUACUAUUUCAUGUUUCCAGUGCAAGCCUCUUUUGUAAGUUGACAAACUCGAUUAGUUAAUACGUUUGGGACUCAACUAGUGGUUAGAGUACUCAUUUUGUAAGAUUUGUGUACAGAAAAUCAAAUUAGAAUUAUAACUCGUGAUGGUUGAAUAAACUCCAAGAAGUACUGAUAUAUUUUUAUAGUGGA